Messenger RNA from Brugia malayi, 1416 nucleotides. RefSeq names its product MOFRL family protein. The transcript has 7 exons. Lineage: Eukaryota; Metazoa; Nematoda; Chromadorea; Rhabditida; Onchocercidae. Bases 1 to 1416 code for a protein of 471 amino acids. The record is from RefSeq and is a predicted model, not a curated record. Gene Ontology annotation, biological process: protein phosphorylation. Gene Ontology annotation, cellular component: cytoplasm. Gene Ontology annotation, molecular function: glycerate kinase activity.
AUGAAUGAGUUACGGGAUCUCUGUCUUCAUGCAUUUCAAGCCGCUAUUGACGGUGCACAACCAUAUCAGCGUGUUCGUGACACUCUAUGCUUAACAAAUGGGUGUGUCAAAGUGGGACAGCGGAUUUAUCAAGUUAACCACAAUAUUCAUUUAGCUGCUUUCGGUAAGGCUGCGUUGGAUAUGGUACGUGGUGCGGAGGAUACAUUGGACGAUCAUAUCAUCGAAGGUAUUGCAAGCGUUCCAAGGGGCACACUCCAGAAAUUAAAAAACAUAAAUUUGCGAACGAAGUUCCUGGAAGGUGCAACAAAUAACUUACCGGAUGAGAAUGCUUGUAAUAAUGCUCGGCUGAUUGAAGAAAUGGCAGAGAGAUUGCAGACAUCAAAUGAUAUCUUUCUUGUAUUGGUUUCAGGUGGUGGUUCAGCUCUUCUCUCAGCUCCAAUUUCUUCUAUUUCACUUGAUGAUAAACGAAAAACUAUAAAUGCAAUGACUUCUCGUGGAGCUGAUAUUAAGCAAGUGAAUAUUGUUCGAAUAGCACUUUCACGACUGAAAGGUGGCAAAUUGGCCCAAAUAGCACAUCCUGCCAAAAUUUUAGCUAUUAUCGUUUCCGAUGUUGUUGGCGAUUCAUUGGAAUUUAUAGCCAGUGGUCCGACUGUUAUUUCUCCAGAUAAAUACGAUCCAGUUAUUAUUUUAAAGAGAUUGAAUGCUUGGGAUGCUAUACCCAGUUCAGUGCAGGCCGCUCUUAGCGAGCCUUAUAAAAUGAAUUCAGCUCACGAUAUUGAACAUAUUGAUGUUCAUAAUACGAUUGUUGCAAACAAUAAAAGUGCACUGUUAGGUGCCAGUGAGGUUUUAAGAAAAAAUGGCUAUCAAUGUCAUGUUGUAAACACUGCUGUUAUGGAAGACGCUAACUUAUUUGGAUUUCAACUUGCCAAUAUCAUUAAUGCAUUGAUAGCAGGAAAAUCAUUUUAUCAGGCAUUACAAUCUGCGAAUAUGAUAUCAAAUAAUACAGCACCAUAUGGAGAUAAAACUGCUCUGCUAUUUGGUGGUGAAUGUACGGUAACGGUAAAAGGAAGCGGUAAAGGUGGUCGCAAUCAACAAAUUGUUCUUGCUGCCCUUUCGAAACUGCUUGAGCAGUCGAAUUUCGGACAGGAAAAGGUGGAGUUCGCACUGAUGAGUGCUGGUACAGAUGGCCAAGAUGGACCAACAGAUGCAGCUGGAGCUGUUCUAACCAGUAAUGAUAUGCAAUACUUUCUUGAAGUGGGAUCGCAAUGGAAAAAAACAGUGAUUGAUGAAUAUAUAGAUAAUAAUGAUUCUUAUAAUUUCUGGAAGAAAUUUAAUAAUGGAAAAUCGCACAUCAUUUUCGGACCUACCGGGACAAAUGUGAUGGAUGUUCAAGUAUUAUUACUCAAUACGAAAUAA